AUCAAAUAACCAAUAGAAGAACCAAUCAAUGGAGUUCUCAGGCAAACUCUUCAUCUUCCUCCUCCUCCCCCUCCUCCAAAUUUCAACUUGCGAUGCCUAUGCCAACCCAAUCUAUCAUGCAUGCAGCAAAAACUUCACCAGCGACAAUCUUAUUCAAGACAGCAUCAACAAAACACUUUCCAGCCUCUUAGCCAAAACUUCUCUCGAUAGCUUCGGCAUCUCCUCCUUCGGCGACGGCUUUUUCACUAUCUUCGGUCUCAGUCAGUGCCGAGGAAACCUCACCGUCGACCAGUGCGCACCUUGCAUCACCAAAGCCACCGAAGAGAUCCGAACACUCUGUCCGAAUUCCGCCGAAACUCGCAUUUGGUACGACCAUUGCUUCCUUCAUUAUGGCACUACUAAAUUUUUCGGCGAGCCAGACACCAGCUUUACUCGCGUUUUCUCUUCCGGGCUUAUCGCGGCGGAUCCGAUUAAAUUCAAUUACGAACUUAUGGAUUUAGUAUAUCGGAUGAAUGCGAUGACGGUGGGAAUAGAUGAGAAAUUUUCAAUGUAUGCUACCCAUGUGAGUAAGAACUUGAGUAUAUUUGCAACGGCUCAAUGCACGAGAGAUCUUGAGGAAUUGGCUUGCAGACAAUGCUUGGAUAAGUUAUCUGAGAUUUUUUCAGGUUCUUGUAAGUAUCAUUUAGAUUGUUAUGUGCUCAGCAGCAGCUGUGUGUUGAGAUAUGCUGUUAGUGAAUUUUUAAAUCUGCCUGUAUCGCUUAGCCCUCUUGUGUUUGCAGCUGGUUUUCUAGCUGCCGGUAUUAACAGCAAUUUAACUGGCGGUCAUGGUUUUUUACCGCGGUCUAAAGCCGAUGUUAUGUUAAAUCAGCUGCCGGAAAAAAGCGGCAGUCCAGAGAACCGCGAAUUAACGGCCGGCCAUUUAUCUACUUGGCCGGUUAUCGGCGGCUUGAACCAUUUCGUGUUAGUAAAAUUUAUUUCUGGAGGUCUAACCGCCGGAUAA
Messenger RNA from Dendrobium catenatum, 1000 nucleotides. RefSeq names its product cysteine-rich repeat secretory protein 55. Bases 29 to 1000 code for a protein of 323 amino acids. The record is from RefSeq and is a predicted model, not a curated record. Lineage: Eukaryota; Viridiplantae; Streptophyta; Magnoliopsida; Asparagales; Orchidaceae. The transcript has 2 exons.